GAUACAUUCACCACUUUUUGUUGACCACUUUGCGAUACGAGCCAUCGAGCUUUAUCAAUUUCCAUCAUGUCUUUACCACCUCAAGAUCCUACGAGAAAUUCGUAUCAACAACCAAAUACACAACGUCACAUAUUCCCGGUUCAACAAAAUCUUGGUCAACAGAACAUUGCUUACCCAAGACCAACUUCAACUGGCAUUCGUGGUCCACCAAUUCAACAGCACAAUUCUCCAUACUCUACACCAUACGCCAAUAAGCAACCAGUUCCGUCGAGGCAAAAUGGCAACAAUGGAGUAUCUGCAGAACAGCAAAUUGCGCAAGGUAUUUUGAGUAAUACUACUAACGGUCAAACUCCUCAGCGACAGCCUCAGAGACAAAAUGGCCCACCUCCCAUGGGUGCAGCAAUUCACAUGGCGCCUCAGCAUACCCCGCAAAACCAAUCCAUGACUGUCACUCAUGCCGUUCACCCAACUCAUCCAACUCCACCAUCUGCCAUGAAUCAAACUCGAGAUUUCGCAACACAGCAACGGCAAUCACAAUCCCCCGCGAUGCAAGGACAGAGUCUUGGUGUUCAACGACCCCCCUCCAUGAACCCCUCCCCCGCCAACUCAAACCUCGGAUCUACGAGACCGCAAGAUUCACCGGUAAGCUCCACUCAAGAUAUGUCCAUGAUUGAUCCUCAGCUUGCGCUCGAUCAACAAUUGGACCCUAGCGGUUCUCUCCUCUCUCCGGCAGAUGAACACGAUCAAACCGAAGCUCCGGAAGUGACUCUUGGUGAAAUGUUAUCUGCCCCACCAGGAGGUAGUUAUCCAACUUUCGAGGCCCUUUUUUCAGCUGCGCAGGCACAUGCUUUGACACAUGGCUAUGCAUUCGUCAUUGGCAGAUCUAAACGCGACAAUAGAGGUCUAAAGAAAGUUUUCUUGAUUUGUGAUCGCGGCGGAACGAAUAAGGAGAAGGUGCCUGGUGAACAGCGACAACGGAAGACUAAAUCGCGUAAAUGUGGUUGCGAAUUUGGAGUUUUCGGUCUCGAAAAUAAAACUUCUUGGCUUCUACGAGGUCGAAUUGAUGGAGAGCAUUUAACACACAAUCAUCCUCCGAGCGAAAGUCCUACCGAGCACCCGGGAGCUAGAAAAUUAGAUCCUAAAGCAAUUGCUGCUGUAAAGGCACUGGAAGAAAACGGUGUUUCCGUAAAAGAAACCCUUGAAAUUCUCCAUCGUGACAAUCCUACUAUUCGCUUCCUUCCUCGUGACAUCUACAACGCCCGAGCCGCCAUUAAACGCGAUCCUUCUCGUGUCGAACCCACGGCCAUGGAGUCUCUUCCCACGUUUUACAAAAAGCCCCCCAUGUCAUUUGAAGAGAAACUCCGCGCCGAGCUUCGAACUGAGGUAGCGAAUGCCCAAGCUGAAGUAGAGAAAAUCAAGGCCGAUUGGAAGCAAGAAGUAGAAGAUUUGAAGGAACAGUUAAGGCAAAAGGAUUUGGUAAUUCACAAGUUUGAGCAAUUCAUUGAUAUUUGUAACGAGCGGGUAAUGAUUAGAAGGGACGAGUUGUCGGAUCCCCCCGCUGGCGCAGAGCCGGGCGCCAACGCUAUAGCAAAUGCUAUGGGAAAUGCUAUGGGAAACGCUAUGGGUAGCACCAUGGGUAGCAGCAUGAGCAGUAGCAUGGGCAAUGCAAUGGGCUAAACUUCUUCGGCCUUUAUCUAUUGAUUAGAUGAACGUAUUGAUGGCUGGACUACAAAUGAAUUUUAAUGGACAUGGAUCAAGGAAUGGAAUGGACUAUGGGAUUACGGACAAGGGAGUGCUACUUGCUUUACUUUUCCUCAAGGCGGACAUGAUUGGUUUUGUGGUUCUGGGAUAGGUAGUAAUAUGGCUGCUUGGCGUCUGGGACUGGGAGGGAGGCCGGAUUUCUGCAUGUUUUUGUGUUAUGCUCUCUUAUGAUGCACGGUAUUCCAUUUAGGUGUUUAUGGUAUGUUCAUACAUGAGAUGAGACACAGAUCUUCAUUCAUGCGGCUGUCUUCAGCAGAUCACCUUUGACACACGGAAUAAAUCUAUGGGAUAAGAGACACAUAUUGUAUUCGUUAUCUGUCGAUGAAAUUGAUAUAAUCUGAAC
Messenger RNA from Botrytis cinerea B05.10, 2104 nucleotides. RefSeq lists its product as hypothetical. The transcript has 2 exons. Bases 67 to 1677 code for a protein of 536 amino acids. Gene Ontology annotation, molecular function: RNA polymerase II cis-regulatory region sequence-specific DNA binding; DNA-binding transcription factor activity, RNA polymerase II-specific. Gene Ontology annotation, biological process: regulation of transcription by RNA polymerase II. The record is from RefSeq and is a predicted model, not a curated record. NCBI's taxonomy places the organism in Eukaryota, Fungi, Ascomycota, Leotiomycetes, Helotiales, Sclerotiniaceae.